Messenger RNA from Diospyros lotus (date-plum), 1345 nucleotides. RefSeq lists its product as uncharacterized. The record is from RefSeq and is a predicted model, not a curated record. The transcript has a single exon. Lineage: Eukaryota; Viridiplantae; Streptophyta; Magnoliopsida; Ericales; Ebenaceae. Bases 189 to 1118 code for a protein of 309 amino acids.
CUUCUUCUUCGUCUUCAAGUUCAAGGGUCAAUCCUAUUAUGAUAUAUUUUAUCGUUAGUUUGUCUCGUCCUUCGUCGUCUUCACCCUCUCUCUCUUCCUCUUUUAUCUUUUUUAUAGUCUCCCACCUUCAUCCAAUCCUCGUGAUUUAACCUAAUAACCUGUUUGUCUACUUACUUGGCUUCACGGAGAUGGCAAAGGUGAUUCCACCCAUGGAUUUCCGCUUCAAUGGCGAGUUUUCUUCGCCGUUCUUGAGCGCCCCAUCCACUCCGAAACGUUUCGGCGGCGGCCACUAUCUGGUUGGCGAUCCAACCAGUCCGGGACACCUGCCGGACUUUGAUAUUAAUGGUGAUCUUGACCAUUUCUCCAUAUCUACCAGUUCAGUCAUCCCACUUGAAUGGGAAGAAAAGCCCGGAACGCAGAAUUUACCCCCCGAGGGAAACGACAGUAGUUUCGAAGAUGAUUUUGCAUUCCAUGUCAGUGACCAAACCAGGAAGACGACUCUCCCCGCCGAAGAGCUCUUCGACGGCGGUAAAAUCAGGCCUUUAAAGCCGCCGCCAAAGCUACAACCGAGCAGUACUAGCGGGCUAAUCUCGAAAGACCCUAAACGAACCGAGCAAGAGAGAGGAAGAGAAAGGGCGGUUUCGUCUUCGAAUAAAUCAAGGAGCCGGAGAGGAACAACAAGGUCACUAUCUCCUCUUAGGGUUUCGGCUUAUCCAUGGGAAGAUGAAGAAGGAGAAGAAGAACGGCAACCUCUGCGACAGAACUCAAAACAGAAAGGCUGCAGAAAAUGGAGACUGAAGGACUUUUUCUUGUUCAGGAGCGCAUCGGAAGGGCGAGCGUCGGAGAAAGACCCGAUAAGGAAGUACAGAGCUUUGCUGAAGAAACAUGAAGAUGAAAAGAAGAGCUCGAGCUUCAGAUCGAUUGAGGGAUCUUCGAACUCGAACGGGAGGGCGGCUGUUUCGGCUCACGAGUUGCAUUACACAGUGAAUCGAGCAAUUUCUGAGGAUCUCAAGAAGAAGACGUUUCUGCCUUACAAACAGGGAAUUCUGGGGCGCCUCGCAUUCAAUCCUGCCGUUCAUGCACUUGCAAAUGGCUUUGGUUUCUCGAGAAGAAGAUGAAUCGUUCUUGUGACAUAUAUACUAUAUAGUAAAAAUGAUGGUUUUGCCUUGCCACAAUAACAUCUUGAAUUGUAAAUCAACAUCUUGAUCUCAAAGCUCAAGUCAAGUUUGUAGACACAGAGAGAGAGAGGAAUAAUUUUAUUUUUUUAUAUUCCAUGUUUGAAAAUAUUUAUAGAUCUAGAGCAAAUUAGUACACAUCUAUAUAUCCAGAACUUCAUAUUUUGGCU